Molecule: messenger RNA, 864 nt
Organism: Truncatella angustata
Lineage: Eukaryota; Fungi; Ascomycota; Sordariomycetes; Amphisphaeriales; Sporocadaceae
Exons: 2
Coding region: 201-521 (106 amino acids)
Source: RefSeq, a predicted model, not a curated record
CCGCUAAUCGGAGUGAUAAAAACUAUGGGUACUGUAAUUAAACCGCUAACGGAGGUACUAACGCCUUUAAUGGCCAUGCUAAUGCACUUCACCUAACGGCGAAACACAGGUUUCACCAUAUUGUACAAAUCGAGGACGGUGAUCUCGUUCAAUAGAUUGUGAAGAUGAGCUAGUAUGAUGUGCCCGCGGUCCGGCUUGAGAUGCUCAAAGAUUGUACUUUGGACAGUGCCUCGCCAACUUUCCAGGCUGCAUUGCGGUCCCCGGCAUCGUGCACUUUCUGUGGUGGGGUUGGUGUCGUUGCGGGUGACGUUUCCGACUUUCACCACAAGACUGCCACCGUGACCACUGUCCAGUCACAGGCACGAUCACACUGUUCUGCAGCAUGGCUGGUGACUACUUUUAGGUUGAACCUUGCGCUGCAGAGUGAGAUCAACAUCCUAACUCGCAACGCUCGUGAUUACGUGGUCAUUGAAACGGAAGAAUUUGGCGAUGUGCUAUUCGUUGCGAUUGGAAGGAACUGAUGUUGGUACAGUCCGGUAAGAAACUCGUGCACCUCGGAGGAUGGAGUAAGAGCGGAUCAUUUAACUGAUGAUAAUUGUAAAAUCAAUGACAAUGGCAGAAGAUAGGAAGUAGGAUUCGCAAGGGCGACGAGUUGGGGCUUGUUCCAGUUCGGUGGUUCGUCCAUUAUCGUGGCUUUCCAAGGCGGUCGCAGUUAAUUCGAUUAAGACUUGCUGGACCCUAAUAGACAGCGGAUCCAAAUUUCAGCAGAAGCUAAUAUGAGCUUGGAUCCCGCGAUCAGUGAGCGUAAUGUACGGCACUUAUGGGUCGCUCCUUCGUCUGAGCAGAAUGUAUCCCAGAGUUUUG